AUGCUCACUGUCCCUGGGAAGGUGGAGCUGAUGGGUGUGCAGAGUGUGCGAAGUGGCUGCAUAGGAAGAGACGCGGUGGACGGAGAGGAUGCCAUGGUGAAAGUUGACCUCUUGCUCAUCGGAGCUGUGGCUGCUGGGACCCUGGCCAGAGCUAUCCGGAACUGGCUUCCGAGCGCAGGGAUCACAGUGGUCCAGAGUGAGGUGGCAGCGGUCGCCAGCCUGCUGGGCACGGGUGCUUUUGACAUGAUCCUCCUGAAGAUGGCAGCCUCUCCAGGAGCAGAGGACCUGGAGGCUGUGAGAGCCAUUAGAUUUGCCAAGAAAAGAACCAAACACUUGCUGUUUGUUUGUAUAAUUCCUGAGCAUUUUGAAGAUUGUAUUUCAGGGCAUGGAGCUGAUAUCAUUUUAAUCGAACCACUGACGACAGAAAAAAUGAAUAUUCUGAUAAAUUACUGGAAAAUAUAUUUCUCAAAAUCUGGUCGAGAUGAGAAGGCCCUCGUGCUCCCGGAACCUCAAGCACCCCGACAGAGACAUGCCGGCACACCCCAGGGACACUUAUCUACACAUGUCAGCCCCGAAUCUCUGGAUGAGCUUGAGCUAAAUUCUCCAUUGUCUGAUACCAAGAAAAGCCAGAGGAGCUCUCUUCACUCAAACAAGGAACGGCUGAGAAGGGAGAGGAUCAAGGAUUGCUGCGAGCAGCUCCGUGCACUCCUGCCAUUCAGGAAGGGGAGAAAGAACGAUGUGGCAUCCAUCCUGGAGGCCACCGUGCAGCAAGUGCAGCGAGUGCGGGACCGGGUGCCCCCAGACGUGCUGGGGCAGAUCACAGUCGCACUUCAGAGUAACUGGAGAUUCUGUAAGAAGCCACCCCUACCUGGCUCCUCCCUGCCCAGUGUCACAGAGACACACAGCACCGUGGAGACACAGGACACAAGUGGCCGCCUGGGGCCAGGGCUGCACCCCUCUUGUCACAUGGACAUAGAUGUCAGCGUGUCUGUGAUGGAGAUGAUGAAGCCAGCCAGGGGGCAUGUGAGUGCAUGCCCCGUACCUACCGCUGAGGACCUUUGGGAUGUUGGGGUCACAGCUUCCUCAGGCUCCACUCUAGAGAACGUGAUUGUUCUCAGCCAUGUGCGCAGACGCCCGCUGCCGGGCCUGGGGCGUCUGCUUGGGCCCUUGCCUGCAGCACUGCCUGUCAGCUGCUCUUCUGAAGUGGCCACUUCCCACGAGGACGCUGCCCACGUCUCGUCGGCUGGACCCACAGUCCCCAGGAUCCUUCCUCAGCCAGGCAGCUCCCUGGCAGACCAGUCCUGUGCCUUGUGUCCUGACCGCCCGGACAACCAGAUGACAGAAGUGGUCCAGGGGCUGGGAAGAAGAGAGAGUGCCUGGGCCCGGUGCUGCUGCCGCAAGAACCAGAAUGCUGAGCUCCGCGUCAAUUUCUCAGACUUUCCUCCAAUGAGUGGAGACAGCUGUGAGCUGCAGGCCCUUCAGAAGAUCCUCCCCUGGAGGGCAGGAUGA
Messenger RNA from Elephantulus edwardii (Cape elephant shrew), 1509 nucleotides. RefSeq names its product spermatogenesis and oogenesis specific basic helix-loop-helix 2 (gene SOHLH2). The coding region runs from base 1 to 1509 and encodes 502 amino acids. The record is from RefSeq and is a predicted model, not a curated record. The transcript is spliced from 14 exons. Gene Ontology annotation, biological process: regulation of DNA-templated transcription; spermatogenesis. Gene Ontology annotation, molecular function: protein dimerization activity; DNA-binding transcription factor activity, RNA polymerase II-specific; RNA polymerase II cis-regulatory region sequence-specific DNA binding. Lineage: Eukaryota; Metazoa; Chordata; Mammalia; Macroscelidea; Macroscelididae. Gene Ontology annotation, cellular component: nucleus.